AUGACACUCUACUUCCAUGACUACUACGACGGCCCCAAUGCUACGAUGGUCGCACUCACGGGUAUCCCCGGCAAGGCUUGGAUAUUCGACAAUUUUGGAACCACUUAUGUCGCCGAUGAUCGGAUAACACAAAAACCUGACAAGAAUUCACCUGAAAUUGCACGUGGCCAGGGCAUCUACGUUACGUCCUCACUUGAUGGGGCAAAUUCGCACAUUUUGAUUUCCAUUGUUUUUACAAGCAAUCAAUACAAUGGUAGCACCUUGGAGAUUCAUGGCCGCAGUUUACAAGCUGCUGAUGUCAGAGAAGUCUCCGUGGUGGGCGGCACCGGGGAAUUCAAGUUUGCCAGGGGAAUUGCAAAAUUUGAGACCCUUAACGUGGACACAUCGACUUUCUAUGCGCUCGUACAAUGUAAUCUUACUGUGCUACAUUAUUGA
This is a messenger RNA of Camellia sinensis, 435 nucleotides long. RefSeq names its product pterocarpan synthase 1. The record is from RefSeq and is a predicted model, not a curated record. Lineage: Eukaryota; Viridiplantae; Streptophyta; Magnoliopsida; Ericales; Theaceae.